CUUCAUUCAUUGAUUGUUGUUUUGGGAAAGAUCUCAUAUCCACCAAGACCACUCACUACUUUUGUAGAGAAAGAAAGAGAGAGAUGGCAAGGCAUUCUUCGUACAACACACUCCUCUUAUUGCUGGUCUCGCUACUUCUCUUGAUUACAUUAUCCCAUGUGGUUGAGGGAUACAAUAGGCUUCGUCCUGCAGAUUGCAGACCAAGAUGUACAUAUAGAUGCUCAGCAACAUCACACAAGAAGCCGUGCAUGUUCUUCUGCCUCAAGUGCUGCUCAAAAUGCCUUUGUGUGCCCCCUGGCACUUACGGCAAUAAACAAACAUGCCCUUGCUACAACAACUGGAAGACCAAACAAGGUUCAAUUCUGCCAAGGUAGUUCACUUUUUUUUUUCAAUCAAAUGAUUUUUUUGAAGUUCUUGCUCAAGUUUCCUUACUUAUCAGAUGGGAUGUUUCAUAAACUCAAAUUCAUGCAGUGCAAUGUAUCCCAAAAACCACAGUGAGAGAGAAAGACAGAAUGAAUGUAAUAAUGCCUAUGUAGUAAAAUCAGAGAGAGAGAGAGAGAAUGCUGAAUGGAAUAAUGGCUAUGUAGUAAAAUCAGUCGAUCCAUUUUGGUUAGUUUGGGUACUUCUGGUUUGGUUUGGUUUGGUUGUGUAAAAGAAAGGAGUAGGAUGGUUUUGAGACCCACCAAUAUAAGCAUGCUUCCGUUUGUUUGAUAAGGUGACGGUGGAUUAGCCAACAGGAUCUGGUUAUGAAUUGAAGGCCUAAUAAUUGGGCCAUUCUUUGUCCUAAACAUAAUAUUGGCCACAUUAAUUAUGAUUCAAAUUUUUUAACAAAUUUAAAAAAAUUGUGAUUUUUUAGUGAUAUAUUCAUAAAAU
Molecule: messenger RNA, 873 nt
Organism: Camellia sinensis
Lineage: Eukaryota; Viridiplantae; Streptophyta; Magnoliopsida; Ericales; Theaceae
Source: RefSeq, a predicted model, not a curated record